AUGCCAAUGUUAUACAAGCCAGCUGCUGAGGGUAAGGCCGUCAGACCUCCUCAAAUUCCUUCCCCAGGAAACAACUCUUUCUUAGGUGACACAUUCACAUCUGAUGCUCCAAAGGAACAACAAAUGUCUUGUGGAUUCUACAAGCAGGAAAAGGGUGAACCAUUGGUCUACACUUACACUUAUGAUGAGAUGAAGGUCAUUUUGGAAGUCGAAGGAGAAUACACCAUCACCGACGAGACUGGAUACCUGGUUUCCGUAUCGCCUGGAGAUGUGUUUUACUUCAAGAAGGGAACCACUAUCACUUUCAAAACCACUGGUUACGGUCUUGCUUUCUUUACUGGCUUGAGACCAAAUGGAGAGGCCUAA
Meyerozyma guilliermondii ATCC 6260 is the source of this 366-nucleotide messenger RNA. RefSeq lists its product as uncharacterized. The record is from RefSeq and is a predicted model, not a curated record. NCBI's taxonomy places the organism in Eukaryota, Fungi, Ascomycota, Pichiomycetes, Serinales, Debaryomycetaceae. The transcript has a single exon. The coding region runs from base 1 to 366 and encodes 121 amino acids.